This is a messenger RNA of Penaeus chinensis, 498 nucleotides long. Its product is annotated as cuticle protein CP14.6-like. The record is from RefSeq and is a predicted model, not a curated record. Gene Ontology annotation, molecular function: structural constituent of chitin-based larval cuticle. Gene Ontology annotation, cellular component: chitin-based extracellular matrix. Bases 1 to 498 code for a protein of 165 amino acids. NCBI's taxonomy places the organism in Eukaryota, Metazoa, Arthropoda, Malacostraca, Decapoda, Penaeidae. The transcript is spliced from 4 exons.
AUGAAGGUCCUGAGCAUCGCCUGUGUGGCCGCCGUGGUCGUCGCCGCCCCUCAGAACAGCUAUGAUGCUCCUCGUGUUGCGUCCAAUGAGGAGCGCGAGUUCGUGCCAAUCCUCAAGGACGACCGCGUCCACGAGGAAGAUGAAACUUACAACUUCGACUUUGAAGCUGCCAACGGCAUCAGCUUCUCCCAGGCUGGAUCCCCCGACACUGACGAGGACGCUGUGAUCAAGGCAGGAGAAUACUCGUACACUGCUCCUGAUGGCACUGAAAUCCAUGUCCGCUUCGUGGCUGACGAGAAUGGCUUCCAGCCACGGGUAACCCACCUCCCAGUGGCUCCCGCGUUCCCCCACCCGAUCCCUCACUUGACACAAUCAGAUAGAACGCACCACUGUAUAAUUUCGAGAGACAAGAGUAACGGCAUUCCUCACUCCCAGGCUACAUUCCCAGACAGUGAGGAGGAUUUAUGGUCCAAUAUAAGCGAUUCAAUGCGAUUUUGA